Penicillium cinerascens is the source of this 681-nucleotide messenger RNA. RefSeq lists its product as uncharacterized. The record is from RefSeq and is a predicted model, not a curated record. The transcript is spliced from 2 exons. Lineage: Eukaryota; Fungi; Ascomycota; Eurotiomycetes; Eurotiales; Aspergillaceae. The coding region runs from base 1 to 681 and encodes 226 amino acids.
AUGUCGCAAUCCAUCACUGAAUUCAUCUACUUUAAAGUAAAACCCAGCGUGAAGCCCGAGGACCCCAACGACGAAGAAGGCGAAGCACUGCUGAAGGUCUUCCGCGCCGCCAAAAGCCAGAGCGGCUACUCGAACUCCGCGUGGGGCCGCACCGUCGAGGACAUAGACACGAUUGUUUGGGUCAUCGACUGGACCGACGCGCGCGGCUCAAUAACCUCAGCGCAUCUCAAGCCUUUCCUGGCCACCACCCAGCAGCCGCCAACAGCGCUGUACACAACGCUGCAGCCCCCCAUCUCCGGCACGGAUACACUUACCAAGAACCCGGUGACGGAGCUAUGCGUGCUGCCAUUCCCUAGUAACCUGACUGUGCCUGAGGUCAAGGCUCUGAAUGCAGACCUGAUCAGUUUCCGCACGGCUCUGGUUGAGCAGCUGCCGCAGGCGGAGGCCCCGCGAUCGUGGACUAUGGGCCAUGUGGAGCGGCCGGGGACGGUGCAGCACGCGAAGAGUCCGAGUGGACAGGCGGUAGCCCAUCUGCUUGCUAUUGGGUGGGAAAGUGUGGAGACGCAUCAGAAGGCGAAGGAGACGGAGCAGUUUAGUAAGGGUAUUGCACCCAUUCGGCAGAAGAUGCUGCCGCCUGUUCCUGGGUUGGAGUUGAGGCAUGUCAGUUUCCAGAAGAUCUGA